CUUAAAUAGUUAUAUGAUGUAAUCAUAACAUAUUAUCAUUAUGAAGGGUAUAUAUAUCAUCCCGGGAUAAUAGUCCAUGGAGUCAGAAUCAACCACAGGAAUACAUUGUCUUAGAGGGGCGGAUAUGUAUACUAAAAUAAACAAAAUGAUGAAGAUACAACCAGCAGGAGGCUGGCCUAAGUACCAUAGUUACUACGUAGAGAAAAAGACAUCAAACAUACAUCAAAGGAACUAUAUCUAUAUGAAGCACCAGUAUACAAAACGUCAAUCUUCUCAAAAAGUGGUAGCAGCUGUCACCGGAAAAUUCUUCCAAGAUGUAAAGUUACCACAGCAAAAAACCCAGGACGAUGGUGUUCUUUUCCCAGCGGUGUUAUCCCCAAACCAUAACACUGAUUCUACUGCAGUUGAAGAACUCCAUGAUUUUAAAGAAGCGAUUGGAGCUCAGAAGGUAUGGCUGGAGUCUCUUCUCCAGAAAACCGGUGCUAUUCUUUUCCGAGGCUUCCCUGUCGCCUCACCUUCUGACUUCGAUCAAGUUGUCAAUGCUUUCUCCUACGUUGAAUUUCCCUACUUCGGAGGCGUAGCCCCUCGGACGAAGGUCGUUGGCCGUGUUUACACCGCAAAUGAAUCUCCUCCCCAUAUUGGAAUUCCUUUCCAUCACGAGAUGUCUUACGCUCCUGAUUUCCCCACCAAGGUAUUUUUCUAUUGUGACGAAGAACCAGGAGAAGGGGGAGAAACUCCGAUAGUUUUGAGUCAUAUCAUAUACGAAAAGAUGAAAGAGAGACACCCUGAGUUCGUUAUGCAACUGGAGGAGCAUGGAGUGAUGUAUUCAGACAUAAUCUACGGUGAAGACGAUCCAUCAUCUUUCACCGGUCGUAAUUGGAAGUCAAAAUUCAACACCGAAGACAAGAGUGUUGCUGAGGAAAGGGCAGCAAAGCUUGGGCUAAAGCUGGAAUGGAUUGGGAAUGCUGUUAAACUUACAUCAACUCCACUGCCAGCCAUCAGGUUUGACAAAGAGAGUCGCCGGAAUACAUGGUUCAACACUAUUGCAGUUACUUACAGUGACCCUUCGGGCAAAACGUUUAGUAGCGCCGGGGGUAAAACGGUGCAGAUCGGUAAUGGCGACCCUGUGCCUGAUCAUGCUGUGGAAGACUACUUCAAGAUUGUGGAAGAAGAGUGUGUUACGAUACCAUGGAAGAAAGGCGAUGUUCUGCUUAUUAAUAAUUUGAUGGUUCUUCAUGGCCGGAGACCACUACUAAAGCCGCCACGUCGAGUACUGGCUUCCCUUUGCAAGUGAUCAGAAAAGUUGAGUGAUCGCCUCUUUGAAGCAUUAGCAUUUCACUGAAGGCAAUGUGUCAAAAAGAUGCAGUUUAUGAUAAAGAGUGAUAAAUAAACGGAAAUGCAAACAAUAAAACAAGAUUAUUUCCCUAUAUGCAUAAGUAGUUUUUGUAAUAUGUAAUAACAAGAAUGUCUUUUUUACAUGGGUGUUAGGUUUAGAGAAAUAUCAAAUGGGUUUGUUUUUAGCAUAAUGUCACACUUACAAAAACUCUACUGUUUAGUUUGGUCGAAUGAUAAGAAUACGACUGAAAACGGA
Messenger RNA from Lactuca saligna, 1591 nucleotides. Lineage: Eukaryota; Viridiplantae; Streptophyta; Magnoliopsida; Asterales; Asteraceae. The record is from the annotation of a GenBank genome assembly.